Molecule: messenger RNA, 5048 nt
Organism: Xenia sp. Carnegie-2017
Lineage: Eukaryota; Metazoa; Cnidaria; Anthozoa; Malacalcyonacea; Xeniidae
Exons: 11
Coding region: 128-4879 (1583 amino acids)
Biological process (GO): negative regulation of gene expression
Cellular component (GO): nucleus; cytoplasm
Molecular function (GO): NAD+ poly-ADP-ribosyltransferase activity; transcription corepressor activity
Source: RefSeq, a predicted model, not a curated record
ACUCAUAACUGUUGGUAAAUUGCUUCAUAAAAGCUCCCUAAUAUCUCUUCAAGGUUUUCACGUCUAUAAAAGCAUAUUAAAUUUUAUCAAACCCACAUUUGAUAUUUGAGAAUUACUUUCCAAAGGAAUGGCGACAGGUUUUGUUGAUGGCGAUAGAUCUUCCAAAUCAUCUUCAACAUACACAGGGGAGCUUUAUUCAGAUGAUGAUACCCAAAGUAUUGUCAGUUCUAUGUGUUAUGAAACAGAUGUUGAUGAUGAAGCAUUUUCACAGGAUGAUGUUGAACAAAAAGUAAAAGUGAAAGUAGACAGUAGUAUUGGCAUAUUUUUAUCAAAGCGGAAUAAUUUUUACAAGCAGCUUCAACAAGAAUUAGAAACACUUUCAGCUUAUUUUGAAAUGGUUCCAAAUAAAACACAUAUUAUCGUAACAAAGAGACCUGGGUCAAAAUGUAUUAAAAACUGGAAUAAUCGCUCAGUUACUUUGGUUCAAAAGUUUUGUAAUCGUUUUGUCAAGGAAAGCUUUUUCAUUAAAGAUGCAGAACGAUUACAAAGGGACUUUCAAAAACUUUAUGGUAAAUUAUGUCUUACUUAUGGUAAGGCUUUUCGUGAAAGAUUAAGGCCUGCUAUCUGGGUGGAUGUUAACCAUGCAAAGUUAUUUGUGAUAUCUUUACGUGAGAAUUUGGAACGUGACCUGGAGAUUGUUCGAAAUUUUCUUUCUUGUGAAGGAUAUCUUGUCGACGUGCACUCAAACGAAAUGUCCAUCCAAAUCGAUAAAGAUAUAGCGAAAUUUUUAGAAGUGAAGAAGGAAUACAAGGUGAAGUUAACGGAAUUGCUAUCGCGUCUCGAUCUUCAGUUUCAAUUUAAUGAUGAAAUUAUGACGAUUAGUAACAAGAGGGCAAACCCUGUUGACGAUUGGACGAAAAAAUGCAGCAGGAAAGUGAAUAAAUUUUUUCGCUCUUUACAUAAGAAAUAUUUCCCCCUCGUUGAUGAAAUCCAAGUUUCAAUGGUUGAACCAUUUGCUACUAUUCAAAACGCAGUUUCGCCUUCGGAAGCGGCAUGUUGGCUCGAUAAGCAGAACAUUGUUCUUGUUGGCCAUGACAAACAAUUUGAAAUUAAUGUUGAAAAAGUCGACAAGUUUGUACAUAACGCUAAAAUGUUUGUCAAGAAAUGCUUUGAGAUUGCUGCAUGCAUUGCGGAGUCGAUUUCCAGGGAACUGCCUUUCCUUCAAGAAACUCUCAAGUCGAGUAGAAUCACGAUAAACGAGAACCAACUUGUCAUCGUGUGCUUGAGAAACGAUGCAGGCGAUGUAGACAAAACUGUUGAAGACUUCCUUCAUCAUCUGAAAUCGGAAGCCACGUAUCCGUCAAACAUAAGUCAGCAUAACCGUCAGCCUUUUGAAGGAAUUCCCAUCCCUUGCAUAAAUGAAGAGCAAGAAAGCAAGUGUGAAAAUGGUCAGACUAGCGAGCAAGUAUCAAAAUCCGAAGAGAACGAUGCACCAGCACCAAAACAACCCUUGAAGUUUGUUGACGUUACUUCUGUAGAUCAUAAUCCACAGAUAAAUGAAAUGUCCAUCCAAGUUGAUAAAGAUAAAGUGAAAUUUCUACAAGAGAAGAAGGAAUACAUGGAGACGUUAACACAACUGUUAUCAUGUGUCGAACUUCAGUUUCAAUUUGACAAUGAACUUAUGAAGAUUCGUAAUAAAAGUGCAAGUCCUGUUAGAAGAUGGAGGAAAAAAUGCCGCAAAACUGUUAAUAAAUUUUUUCGUUCUUUGCAUAAGGAGUAUUUCUCCUUCGUUUACGAAAUCCAAGCUUCAAUGAUUGAACCAUUUGCAGCAAUUCAGAACGCAGUUUCGUCGUCGGAAGCAACGUGUUGGCUUGAUGAGCAGAAUAUUGUUCUUGUUGGCCAUGAGAAACAGUUUGAACUUAAUGUUGAAAAAGUCAUAAAAUUUGUUCGAAAUGCUGAAAUGUUUGCGAAGAAAUGUUUUGAAAUCGCAGAAUGUAUUACAAACUCAACUUCCAGAGAAUUGUUCGUUCUUAGAGAAACUCUCAAGUCGAGUAAAAUCUCAAUAAACGAGAACCAACUUGUCGUCGUGUGUUUGAGAAACGAUGCAGGCGAUGUAGAGAAAACUGUUGAAGACUUUCUUCAUCAUCUGAAAUUGGAAGCCACCUUUCCAUCAAAGAAUCCUUCUGAAGGAUUUUCUUUCGCUUGCAAACACCAGAAAGAGCAGGAUAGUGAAAGAAACAAUGGUCAGACAAUUACUAAGGAACCAAAGUCCGGAGAACACGAAAAACCAAAACAGCUCGUGAAAUAUGUCGACGUCAAAUCUGUAGAUUUUGUUAAUUUCGUUGAAAAGAACCAAGUCUUACGAAAAAUUAAGCAAAAAAAUCCUGGAUUGGUCGAAGCAACUGUUAUUGAUUCAAGAGAAAAAGUUUGUUUUGUUGGGACAGACAUAGCAAUACACGAUGGGGCACAACAGUUAGAUCAGCUGUUAUGUAGCCUUCAAGUGCUCGAAACAAGAUUGCCUAAGGAGUUCGUAAGCUUUAUAUCGGAGACUGCUGGACAAAAGUAUGUCGACACAUUUUUAUCAAAGAAGAAUAUCGCUUAUCAUUAUUCGAUUUCAUCGAAUUGCAGUGUCAAGAUUGUUGCUUCUUCUUCCAAAGAAUGUGAAGCGAUAAAAACGUGUUUUUAUUUGAGAAUAGACAGAGAAACCAUACCUUUGCCUGCUGGAAAUGAACACAUAUUUUCUUCAAAAGAAUGGUCUGAUUUGUCGAGGUCCAUGAAAGCUGAACAACUCAUUUUCCAUGAUGCUGAUGACAGGCUCUGUCAAAUACAUUUAUACGGCGCUGAAAAUCUUGUUGAAAGUUACUCUUGUAAAAUUCGACGUCUUAUCAGUACGCACAAAUUAGUCAGCAGAAGGCAGAACUUAGGUGAAGGUGUUGCUCUUUUUAUGAAAGAAUUUAUGACAGAUGAGAUUGAUGCUUUAAAGAACGAUCAGCAAGUGGAUAUUGACAUUGGAUAUCAAGAAUGUGUUAUCAAAGGAACAAAAAAUGGAGUUGAAGGCGCUUGUAGCAGGCUUUUUGAAAUGAAAGAUAAAGUUGUGAUAAAAUUAAAUGAUAUUUCCCGUGUUGGUCUUAGAACGCUGAUUUUUUCAGAGAACGGUCUGCGAAAUUUAAGAGGCAUCCAAAAUGAAACGAAUGUACUCAUUGAAAUUAAGAGUAUACAAGAAGUCACAGCAAAUCAAAAGGAAAAUAUCCCAUCAACUAGCGCGAGUGACUCAUUAAACUCAUCAGAUCCUUUCAAUGUUUGCCAUUUCAUAACCAAAGAAGGUCUGUAUGUCUUAUGGAAGUAUGGGAAUAUUGCCGAGGAGAAGGCCGACGUUUUGGUAAAUUCUGCGACAUCUGAUCUCAACAAUCCCACCGAGAUAGGUCGUGCAUUAAAUGAUGUUGGUGGAUCAUUAUAUAAGGCUGAAUGUAGAAGUAAUUGCAACAUUCCAAAUGGUGACAUCGUUACGACAAUUGGUGGGAACUUAAGCUGUAAAUAUGUUAUACAUGCGGUGUGUUGUGACUGGAACAGUAAAGAUCGAGAUGAAAAUUUUUUACCUCGUCUUAUAAUGAAAAUUUUAAUGGAAUGUCGUCGACGCUCUGUGAAAUCUUUGGCAAUGCCUUUGAUUGGAAGUGGAAAACACAAGUUUCCAGAAGAUGUUGUUUUAUGCAGUAUGAGAGAAACGUUUAUUCAGUUCAGCGCUUCUUAUCCAAAUAGCACAUUGAAGGAAAUUCGGUUGAUUAGGUUUAACAAGAGUGAACAUUCAAAAGCGUCUGUAAAGUCAAAAGAUGCAGACAAUAAUGCAGCCUUUGGAGAACGCUAUCCAAUCAUAAUAGGAGAAAAUUUUAUGGAAAAUGGACGAUUUCGAUUCUACGCACUUUCUGAUGAAGAUAUAAGUACCGCUGUACGAAAGUUUAAAGAAUUUAUCGAGAACAAUAUAACGUGUAAAUUUGUUGAGCACCAAAACCUUGGAAAGAUUGUUCGUGAAAGCAUGACCGAAUUGAAUCGUUUGGCUGCAGAAAAGCAUGUGAAAGUUACAUGUCAAAACCCUUCGUCUGUUUCAAUCGAGGGAACCCUGAAAAACGUUACGGAAACUAUUGAUAAAUUAACGGUUAUGAUUGGCAAUUAUUGUGAUCAACAGCAGGGUAAAAAGGGAAUUUUAAAUUUCAUAAAGGCAGUAAUUGGUCUUGGUGAUGAUCAGGAAAAGCCACGUGUGCUGGUAGUUGAAGGAAAAGAACCUCCAUUACCCUCGCACUGGGAAUCUCAACCAAGGGAUCAACUCGUAAAACUUGUGAGAGUUUCAUCUUCAACACCUGAGUAUCAAGAAGUUCUCCGUCAUUUCAUGGAUAAUGGUGGACUUCAAUCACAACUUCAAAAAGUGGAAAGAAUCCAAAACCCUCAACUUUACUCGAGGUAUAUGACUUUCAAAAAAACCAUGAAAACUCAACCAAACGAAAAGCGACUCUACCACGGUACUGAUGCAGCCAAUAUUGAAUCAAUAAACGUAUCUAAUUUAAGCCGAAGCUUUGCCGGUGUCAAUGGAGUUCGGUUUGGCUAUGGAGUAUAUUUUGCGCGUGAUGCCUCCUACUCAAUUAAAUACUCCAGAAAAAGCCAUGGUUCAUCAUGUAAAAUGUACCUGGCAAAAGUUCUUGUCGGUGAUUAUACACUAGGAACAACAGAGAUGAAAGCACCACCUUUGAAAUAUGAUCCCACAAACCCUGGCUUACGGUAUGACUCAGUAGUUGAUAAUGUUAAGCAGCCAAGACUUUACGUAAUAUUUCAAGAUAAUCAAUAUUAUCCUGAGUACUUACUAACAUUGAAUCUAGGUUAUUUUUGGUAACUGCUGGCUUACUUUGCACCUUGAACAGCCCCUGUCACGACGUUUUGGGAGAUGAUUGGGGUGGGCUCUUCAUCUAAUUCUGUAAUUUUUAAAAGUUCUUUCAUAGAGGCAUAAAAUGCAAUAGCAUAGUUGUAGAAAUUUAAAGGAAGCUAAUUAAAUAUCCUAAAAA